AUGGCUAACAGCUCAGUCAUUUCCAUCUUCUUGCUCUUCUUGUUCGGUUGGCAGCUGAUCUGCAGCGUUGCUUUCUCGGAGAAUGGAGCUCUCCCGUCCAAUUUCGAUCCCAUUCAUCCCUUCAACCUCCUUUCAACAUCCACCGGCCAGGACUACACUUGUUCUAAGACCAAGCCUUGCCAAACAGGAUGCUGUGGUCCCCUCGACUCGACUGGUACAGGCAAUUGUGGCUUUGGCCCCGACUUCUGCGGGCCCAAAUGCACGUCUGACUGCGAUCGCAAGAGCGAAUGUGAUCCUGGCUGGGGGAAGGAAUGGGCUAAUAGCAGCACUUGCCCACUGAACGUCUGUUGUAGCAGGUUUGGAUUCUGCGGAACCACUCGGGAUUUUUGUGGCAAUGCCGUCGUCGUUUCUCCGCAGUGCAGCGGUGCCAGUGCCCGUGAACGCACCAUCGGAUACUAUGAAGCCUGGAACAUCGAACGGCCCUGUGGAAAGAUGGGCCCGGAUGACAUUCCCCUGGGCUACUACACACACCUCAACUAUGCAUUCGCCUUGAUCGACCCGACGACGUUCCGCAUCGCCGCCAUGGACAACACAACGGGCUCACUGUACCAAUCCGUGACGGCCCUCAGGAAGAGACAAGUCAAUCUGGAGGUGUGGAUUGCCAUUGGGGGCUGGGCGAUGAACGAUCCGGGUCCGACUCGAACCGUCUUUUCCGACCUGGCCGCUUCCCCGGCCGCGCAGGACACUUUCUUCGAAUCGCUGAUCAGCUUCAUGCUGACCAAUGGCUUUGACGGGGUGGAUCUCGACUGGGAGUAUCCUAUGGCGGACGAUCGCGGUGGAAAGCCGCAAGACUUUGGCAACUUUGUGACGCUGCUGAAGCGCUUGCGGGAGCGUCUGAACCAGACUGGCCGACAGUUUGGUGUCUCCAUCACUUUGCCAGCCUCUUAUUGGUACCUGCGAGGAUUUGAUAUUGUCAAUCUCGAGCCCCACGUGGAUUUCUUCAAUAUGAUGACUUAUGAUAUCCAUGGCCUGUGGGACGCCACGAAUAAGGAGCUGGGACCGUACGCCUUCGCACACACCAAUCUCACUGAGAUCAACGCCGCUAUCGAGCUUCUCUGGCGCAACAACAUCAAUCCGGCUCGAGUCAACCUGGGUUUGGGCUUCUACGGUCGUAGUUUUACCAUGAAGAACCCCAGCUGCCUGAAGCCCGGUUGUCCCUUCUCGGCAGGAGCGCGAGCUGGUGAAUGCACCGGCACGCCAGGAGUGUUGGCGGCCUACGAGAUUGACCAGAUUAUCCGGAAGGGCAACGCCAACGUGACCCUCUACAAAGACGAAGCGGUCACGGUGGUCACCUGGGACAAUGACCAGUGGGUAAGCAUGGACAAUAAGGAGACCUUGAAGUUAAAGGUCGACUACGCAAACAAGCGGUGUCUCGGGGGAACGAUGGUCUGGGCGAUCGAUCUGGAUGAUGGGACAUUGAUUGGGGAUUUGGGGGAGGCCACGGGGAAGAAUCGAUCAAGAGUUUUCCCCCGUCGGAUGGCACUCACGCCCGACCUGGGGACGACGGAUGUCGAUGAUCUUUUGGGGUGGAAGAAGUGGAGAAAGGAGCAUGGACACACUCAUGGCCAUUGA
Messenger RNA from Aspergillus sclerotioniger CBS 115572, 1632 nucleotides. RefSeq names its product glycoside hydrolase. The coding region runs from base 1 to 1632 and encodes 543 amino acids. Lineage: Eukaryota; Fungi; Ascomycota; Eurotiomycetes; Eurotiales; Aspergillaceae. Gene Ontology annotation, molecular function: chitin binding; hydrolase activity, hydrolyzing O-glycosyl compounds. The record is from RefSeq and is a predicted model, not a curated record. The transcript is spliced from 6 exons. Gene Ontology annotation, biological process: carbohydrate metabolic process.